Molecule: messenger RNA, 1593 nt
Organism: Trichoderma gamsii
Lineage: Eukaryota; Fungi; Ascomycota; Sordariomycetes; Hypocreales; Hypocreaceae
Exons: 1
Coding region: 1-1593 (530 amino acids)
Molecular function (GO): oxidoreductase activity; FAD binding
Source: RefSeq, a predicted model, not a curated record
AUGAAUCUCGAUCCAACUUUCCAAGGCAGCCAGCUCAAGCCCGGCACCGCAGCCUAUGACCAGGCAAACGACAUCUACGCCACGUCCACGUAUGGCAAAGAGCGUAACAUGAACCCUGGAGAGAUCCUACAGCCCACAAGCAUAGAGGACAUCCAGGGUGUUGUUAGAUACGCCAACAAAUUUGGCAAGCCGAUUGCCAUCCGGACUGGCGGCCAUCAAUACAGCGGUGCUUCCUCGACUGGCCCCAAUGGCAUUCAGCUGGACUUGGAACUUACGUUCCGAGACAAGAACAAAGAUCUUGUACUAAUCCGUGAUACCGCCAAUGACAAGGUCUAUAUCAAAGCAAGUGUUAGCUGGUCCUUGUCUGAAGUCUACGAUUUCCUCCUGGCCAACCACGUCUUCAUGCCCACGGGCCAAUGCGCCACGGUUCAUCUUGGUGGCCAUGUCCAGACAGGCGGUUUUGGGAUGUUGGCUCGAUCAUUUGGGCUUCUCGGAGACUAUAUCCGUGAGCUCCAUAUUGUGGAUCACGCUGGCGAGCUGGUCACCGUCACCAAAGAGACGCAUCCCGAUCUGUUCUUUGGCCUUCUCGGCGGCAGCCCCGGCAACAUAGGGGUCUUGACUCACUUCACCGUGGAAGUUCAAGAUGACAACAAGUACAAGGGUUCUAAAGGCCUUUGGAUGGCGUUCCACUACCAUCAAGAUACUUUGAAGGAGCUUCUUGACAUAUUGGUGGAGAAAGGAGAAGACCCAAAUUUCCCACGCAGCUACGACUUCACUGUCAAUGUCGUUAGCAGAGAGACAAACCUUCUAGACCUUUUUCCAGGCACGGAAGAGGAUCUUAAAGAGGCAUUGCCAGACAACAUUCACGACGGCAAGACAAAUUUUGCAAACGUGUUCAAAUUCAAGUACGCAGUCAUUGUUGUGUACGCCCAAUGGGUCAAUCUGGGAAUCGACAAAUUCUCGCCAGAUCUUUUCAACCGCAUCAAGGGUGUCAAACACGAUCUUUUCAAGUUUGCAAAAGAGACUGACGAGAAUGCUUCGAUGUCCUACAUCACGUCCAUGUGGCUCUUCAGAAGCCGACGCGAGUUUCCCUACCCUUACAUCAAGCGCACCAAUACGACCAACUCCACCACGCUCUCCAAGACUGGAUGGUCCAAAUGGUUCUCUGGCCGUAUCGAAGAGAUUAUUUCCAACAAACACAACGGCCUAUGGGUUUCAUCCCAGUUGCAGGUCUACGGUGGCAAAGCUUCCAUGUUCGCCAACAACGCAAACAAUGGCACCGCCUAUAGCUGGAGAGAUGCUACUAUUAGCGGCACCUGGGAUCUUUUUCACCAAAACAACUAUGAGGGAGCCAAAAAGUGGCAGGAUGAGAACGAUGCUGGAGCGGCUACUUACUUUAGCAAGGACGAUCGCCGUGUUCUCUGGGGCUCGUAUGGUGACUGGGAUAUGAAGAAGGUUUGGCCGCACUAUUAUGACACUCAAACAUACGAGAAACUGCGACAGGUCAGGAAGAAGGCUGAUCCAAAUGGUGUCUUUACUGCCAAUCCAUUCUGUGUGGAGGCAGCGGAAAAGAGUGUGUGCUCGACUUUGUAA